AUGGAGACUACACUCGUUGUUUUGUUUUGUUUUAUACCUUCUCUAUAUGGAGGUCCCCUAAACAAGCGGUUUCUAGGUCUGUUUGGUAUUUCAAUACCUAACCCAGCUGACCUUUCCGGUCUCUAUAACAUUAAAGUACCAGGGGAUGCAACGGGGUAUUUAGACAUCUCCCACCAACAGCAGAGCGCAGCCGCAACAGGAACCGGAUAUGUGCAACAUCAGAAUCACAAUGGUCCUGGAUCCUUCAAUUUACAGACAGGGGGCUCCAAUAUGAAUUCACUCCCUGGUAAAUGUGACCAGUUCAUAACGACACAUUGCGACAUAGACUGCAGGCAAAUUGACUCUGUAACUGGUUGUGUGACGUGCAAGUCUGGGUGUCGAAGUAACACUCAAGCGACAUCUGGUGGUGUAUCAUCUGUUACUUCAAUCUCAACUACAGCGUCGCCGAUGUGUCCAGCGUUUCCGGGCACCUGUCCACGCGGAAGUGUGGCCGUGGUAAAUGGAUGUCCGAUUUGUACCGCACAACUUGCAACUCAACAGACUACGACUGCGCAAGCGCCGUCUACAUGUGCUCCGGUGAGGUGUGUGACGCCAUGUAACAAAGGCAUUAUGUUGGGUUCAGAUGGAUGUCCGGUGUGUGUCUGCUAA
This is a messenger RNA of Saccostrea echinata, 648 nucleotides long. RefSeq lists its product as uncharacterized. Bases 1 to 648 code for a protein of 215 amino acids. The record is from RefSeq and is a predicted model, not a curated record. Lineage: Eukaryota; Metazoa; Mollusca; Bivalvia; Ostreida; Ostreidae. The transcript has 6 exons. Gene Ontology annotation, molecular function: enzyme inhibitor activity.